Myodes glareolus (Bank vole) is the source of this 3226-nucleotide messenger RNA. Lineage: Eukaryota; Metazoa; Chordata; Mammalia; Rodentia; Cricetidae. The record is from RefSeq and is a predicted model, not a curated record.
CAUGACUUUUAUUUCAAGCGAGUAUUGGCAAUAGCGGGGAAGCCUCAGGUAUAAUAUGUGCAAGCAUCUCGGGGUUGGGCAGAAAAGGCAUUUUGGUUUUUAGGGACGGACGACAAUUUUUGAGACGACGUGACUGUAGCAGCUUCAGCUCUGAAAUCGUUUCCUCUGAGGUCAGACUCUUCUUUGAAUGAUAAGUUAAAGGUCCCGGUUCUAGUUCAUGAUGAGGGUGAAUAAGAAAGUGACAAGAUUGGGGAAAACGAGAGAAACUUGGAAACAUUACAUUACAGAAGUAUUUUGUAAUUACUGAUGAGGUUGUUUUAGACAAAAGUGGGUCUCUGGGUAGUUUGUAUCCUGCUGAGUAAUAGGUUAAAAAAUGGAUAGGUAUUUUAAAUGUCAUCAGGAGAAAUGGUCCUCAAGAAAGAGAAGGCACUGUGAGAUGAACGGCCUGUAGUCGGUGCUGUUUCCCCGAAAAGGAAUGGGAGGAAGGAAAAUAACGUGUGUGGAGAUCCCCAAAUGUCUUGGCCACUCAGAGUUUCUCUACUCAGUAUCUGGAGUGAUGAGACCAACAGGAUCCCAAGCAUAAAAUGAAAGCUCUAGAGGACCUGAGCUCUUGCGUGUUCAAUGCCUGUGGACGGGUAGGGCACAGACAUCUUUGAGGUACACGCGUACAGCAGGGCUCUGUGACCUUUGAAGAUGUGGCUGUAAACUUCACUGUGGAGGAGUGGGCUUUACUAGAUCCUUCCCAAAAGAAGCUGCACAGAGAUGUGAUGGAGGAAACCUUCAGGAACCUGGCUGCCAUAGGAAAAACACAAGAAGACCAGCACAUAGACAAUGACCACAGAUAUUCCAGAAGAAAUCAAAGAAAUGAAGUUGUAGAAAGUCUGUUGGAACAUAACAAAGAUAGUGAAUGUGAAGAAAUCUUCAGACAGAUUCCCAACACCAUUGUGAACAAGAAAAUUUCUCAUAGAACAAUGAUUUGUGAAAGUCAUGUGUAUGAAGACAACAUGCUCAUUGGUCAUUCAGCUCUUAAUGUGUCUAUGCCUCUUCAGACUACACACAAACCUUAUCAAUACGAGCUAUGUGGAGAGAGUCUCUUUAAGUUUGGGGAAUGUAAGAAAGCCUUCAUUUAUCCAGAAUGCUUUCUGAAGCAUGAAGACACUGACACUAGACAGAGCUCCUAUGAAUUUAACCAGUGUGAGAAAAUCUUCAAAAGUAAUGGUUGCAUUCAAAUACGUGUGAAUAAUGAAACUAGAGAAGAAAUAUGUAUGGAUAAGCAGGAUUAUAAUGCCUUUACUUAUCCUGAUUUUCUUCAGUAUGUUGAAAAGAUCCACACUGGAAAGAAACCCUAUGUAUGUAAACAAUGUGGGAAAACCUUUUCUUUUUUGAGUAACAUUAGAAGACAUGAACGAACUCACACUGGAGAGAAACCAUACAAAUGUAAUAUAUGUGAUAAAACCUUCACUUGUUUAACUAACUUUCAAGAACAUGAAAGAACUCACACUGGAGAGAAACCCUAUUUGUGUACACAAUGUGGGAAAUCCUUUUCUUUUCUGAGUAACAUUCGAAGACAUGAACGUACUCAUACUGGAGAAAAACCAUACAGAUGCAAUAUAUGUGGUAAGGCUUUCAGUUAUUUGACUAACUUUCAAGACCAUGAAAGAACUCACACUGGAGAAAAACCUUAUGUGUGUACACAAUGUGGGAAGGCUUUCACUUACUACUAUUCUUUUCAGACACAUAAACGAUGUCAUACUGGAGAGAAACCCUAUGUCUGUAAGCAGUGUGGGAAAGCCUUCAGUUAUUACAAUUCUAUUCAGACACAUAAACGAUGUCACACUGGAGAAAAGCCCUAUGUAUGCAAGCUGUGUGAUAAAGCCUUUACUACUCUCAGUUCUCUUCGAUAUCACGAGAGGAUUCACAGUGGUGAGAAGCCCCAUGUAUGUUUGCAAUGUGGAAAAGGUUUCAAUUCUUCCAGUACCCUUCGAAUACACGAAAGGACUCACACUGGAGAGAAGCCCUAUAAAUGUAAGCAGUGUGGGAAAGUCUUUAGUGUUGACAGUUCCCUUCGAUACCAUGAGAGGAUUCAUAGUGGGGAAAAACCCUAUGUAUGUAAGCAGUGUGGAAAAGCCUUCACUCGGCACACCUCCCUUCGAUGCCAUGAAAGGAUUCACUGUGGGGAAAAACCCUAUGUAUGUAAGCAGUGUGGGAAAGGCUUUAUUUCUUCCAGUAACUUCCGAAAACAUGAAUCAACUCAUUCUGGGGAGAAACUCUGUGUAUGUAAAGUAUGUGGUAAAGCCUUUACUGAUCAUAGUUCACUUCGAAGACAUGAAAGAAUUCACAGUGGGGAAAAACCCUACGUAUGUAAGCAUUGUGGAAAAGGUUUCUCUUCUUUGAGUGGUUGUCAAAGACAUGAACAAAUUCAUACUGGUGAGAAACCCUAUGUCUGUAAGAAUUGUGGGAAAGCUUUCACUAAUCCCAGUGCCCUUCGAAAUCAUGAAAGGAUUCACAGUGGUGAAAAGCCCUAUGUAUGUGAGCAGUGUGGGAAGGGUUUUAUUUCUUUUAGUAAGUUUAGAAUACAUGAACGAAUUCACACUGGAGAGAAACCAUAUAAGUGUAAACAAUGUGUGAAAGCCUUUACCGGUCAUAGUUCCCUUCGACGUCAUGAAAGGAUUCACAGUGGAGAGAAACCUUUUGUAUGUAAACAGUGUGGGAAAUCCUUUUAUACUUUAAGUGAUUGUCAAAGACAUGAACAAAUUCACACUGGUGAGAAACCUUACAUUUGCAAGCAAUGUGGGAAAGCCUUUACUCGUUCCAGCUCCCUUAAAAUACAUGAGAAGACUCACACUAGAAGGAAUUCCUAAGUGUAGAACAUGGGAAAUUAUUCUUAACACGGCAAUGCAUAGAGCAGAGAACCAGUGUCAUGUUGUCUGAAGGAAUGCCUUUAGUCAUGUUGGCUGUAUUUACAGACAUGCUAGUUCAUACUAUAGUGAGAAAUCUUAAAUAGAUGUGCAGAUGUCUUCAGUUGGUGGACCUCUGAAAAUUUACCCAGUAUCCAAACUUGUAUAACAAAGUUAUCGGUGAUGAAACAAUUUUCAGGAUUUUGUGAAAAUUCCUUAUGUAUUAGAAUUCAUAAUUUUUUUAAGAUUUUUUUAUUUUUAUUUUUUUAUUAAAAAUUUUCACCUCCUCCCACUUCCCUCUCCCUUCCCUCAUUUCCCCUCCCCCUCCC